UUAUUUAUAGAUGCUUAUGGGUCAUCACAGUACUCUCUUUCUCGACGCUGGUGUCCUACCCGAGCAUUGCCGCGAAAGAUUGGGUUAGGUGGUGUUUUGGGAAGAAAGAAAAAGGAGUAGCAGAAGGGCACUCCUCUGCUCCCUUUCUCCCCGCUCUCCUAAUCCAUGGGCCCCCGGAAGCGUAACCCUCAGCAGCGACCGACCCGCCCCGCAUCCGACGCCCCCGCCCCCGCCGCCGCCGCCCCCGCCGCCGCCGCCGCUGACGCCGACGUCUCCCCCUCCCCGGCUGCCGACGCCGGUCUCCAAUCCGUUCACAAGGAAGCGCCUCUUACUGCUGCGACUGCGACUUCGACUGCGGCUUCGGCGGCGGACGAGGUUCCCGCCGCCGUGAAGGCGGAGUGUGAGCGGGCGCUGACCGCCCUCCGGCGAGGGAACCACAAGAAGGCCCUCCGGUUGAUGCGGGACGCGUGCCUCCAGCACGAGUCCUCCCCGCUCCUCCACCGCGUCCACGGCACCGUCCAGGUGAAGGUCGCAGCUCUCCUCGACGAUUCCAAUGCGAAGCUGCGGCACCUCCGCGCCGCCAUCGACUCCGCCCGCCGCGCCGUCGCCCUCUCCCCCUCCUCCAUCGAGUUCGCCCAUUUCUACGCGAACCUCCUUUACGAGGCCGCCACCGACGGCCGCGGCUACGAGGAGGUCGUCCAGGAGUGCGAGCGCGCCCUCAGCAUCCUGGAUCCCAUCGACCCCGCCCGCGAGAGCCUCCACGACGAGGCCGCCCAUAAGCUCUCCUCUCCCGAGGCCCGGAUCGACCAGGUCCGCCAGGAGCUCCGCGCUCUCAUCCAGAAGUCCAACAUCGCCUCCAUCUCCACCUGGAUGAAGAACCUCGGCGGUGCCGCCGGCGAGGAGAAGUUCCGCCUCAUCCCCAUGCGCCGCCUCUCCGACGACCCUAUGGAGGUCCGGGUCGUCCCCGCUGCUCGCCGGCCCAACGAGAUCAAGAAGGCUACCAAGACCCCCGAGGAGCGCCGCAAGGAGAUCGAGGUCCGCGUCGCUGCUGCCCGCCUGCUCCAGCAGCGUUCCCCGCAGUCCGGGGGCGAGGACGACGCCCGUGCCGUAGACUCCCCGGCGUCCUCCUCAUCUUCGAUAGGUCACCGGCUGGCCGAGCGCCGCAAGGCAAACUCCCGGAAGCCUGCCUCCUCGACCGACCGGGUGGAUCAGGUCCGGGCGUACUGGAAGUCGAUGAGCAUUGAGAAGCGGCUGGGAUUCCUUGUGGUCAGCAUCCCAGAGCUCCGGGCGCACUAUGCCUCGUUAUCGCCCAAGGACAGCUUCGCCUCCGGCAUCCUCUCGGAGGCUCUGUCCUUUGCAGAGGCCAACGGGGCGUGGAGGUUCUGGCUCUGUUGCUGUUGCGACGAGAAGUUCACGGAUUGCGAUUCCCACAUGCAGCAUGUGGUGCGGGAACACAUGGGCAGCCUCUUGCCGAAGCUGCAGUCGGUGCUGCCCCAAGAAGUUGAUGGAGAGUGGAUAGAGAUGCUUGUCAAUGGGUCCUGGAAGCCCAUCGAUGCCUCUGUUGCUGCGCAAAUGCUUGAAGAGGAGCAGCUGAAGUGCCGCUCGGUUGUCAAGGAUGUAGACUUGGAUACUGGCAGCAAGGAUAAGCACUGCAUAUCAGAGUAUUGGAGUGCGAGAGAAAAGUUGGACUCGUCUCCUUCAUCCCUGCGUGGAUGGUCGAAUGGCCAGGAUGCUUGCAAUGGGUUUACCAUGGAAGGAAGGAAUGGCGAUGCGUCCAACUUUGAUGACGUCUCCCAAAGAUGGCCUUUAUGUGAUGAUAUGGAGAGGGGCAAGCUUCUGGAAAGAAUUCAAGGCAUGUUUCAGUUGCUUGUCAAGCAUAAGAGCCUCUCUGUGAGCCAUGUGAACAAGGUGAUACAGUUCGCCAUGGAAGAGAUCCAAGGCUUCCAGUCUGGUUCGCUGCUGCUUAGCCACUCUUUGGACCAGUCACCUCUUUGUAUUUGCUUCUUGGGUGCUUCACAGCUCCAAAAAAUCCUUAAGUUUUUGCAGGAGUUGUCACAGUCGUGUGGGUUAGGGAGAUACUCUGAGAAGGAUAGCAAUGCUGGUGAUGCAGAUAUUGCUGGGCAGGGGAGUGAAGUUCUUGAUGCAAUCACUCUGAAUUGUGACUCAUCCAAUCUCCUUCUGGAUGGUCGUUCAUUCAGUGGAAAGAUUGGUUCUGGAAAUGCUGAUAAUUGUGGCUCUGAUGAAGGUACAGAAAGUGCGCCUGACACUAAUGCUCUGUUUUCCUGGUUAUUUGCUGGUCCUUCGAGUGGGGAGCAACUGUCAGCUUGGACUCGUAUGCGAAAGGAGAAAUCACAUCAGGGUAUGGAAAUCCUUCGGAUGCUCGAGAAGGAGUUCCACCUCUUGCAAAGCAUGUGUGAGAGGAAAUGUGACCAUCUAAGCUAUGAGGAGGCUCUGCAAACCGUGGAAAAUCUUUGCUUUGAAGAGCUCAAGAGAAGGGAGCAUGCUGGGAAGCUUGUGUCUCAAAGUUAUGAGGCUGUUCUGAGGAAGCGGCGAGAAGAGCUUGUUGAAAGGGAGAACGAUGAGAUGUUCAUCAGCAGUAGAUUUGAAUUGGAUGCCGUCUCUAAUGUUCUUAAGGAGGCACAAGCUCUGAAUGUCCCGCAAUUUGGGUAUGAUGAUACUUUGUCUUGUAUGACAUCUCGUCUCUGUGAUCUGGACUCUGGUGAAGAUGAUGAUUGGAGAACGCAUGACUACUUGCAUCAGACAGACACUUGCAUAGGUGUAGCUAUUCAAAGACAGAAGGAGCAAUUAUCUGUCGAGCUUAACAAGAUUGAUGCACGGAUCAUGCGAAGCGUCACUGGCAUGCAGCAGUUGGAGCUCAAGCUUGGGCCUGCCUCUAUGUUUGAUUAUCGGAUGGUUGUUCUGCCUCUUGUAAAGUCUUUCUUGCGGCUGCACUUGGAGGAUCUGGUGGACAAAGAUGCUGCAGAGAGGUCUGAUGCUGCAAGAGAAGCUUUUCUGGCAGAACUUGCACUGGAUGCUAAGAAGAAUGUUAAUAAAGGAGGUGAUCCGAAACAAACAAAUGAGAAGUCAAAGGACAAGAAGAAAAACAAAGAUUAUAAAAAGGCCAAGGAUACAAAGGCUGUGAGCUCUAAUGAUCAGCGGCCAUUUUAUCAGAAAACUGCAGAGAAAUCACUCUGCUUGGAGGCAAGGGAGAUUGGAAUAAAGAAGCAGACUAUUUUAUCGAAGCAAGACAAUGAUUUUUUGUGCUCCAUAAAUGAGAUCAGUGAGUUUCUUGCUGAUGGUGACCUUUUGGAGCCUGAACACAUGGUAACUGGUGAUCACUUGAAACAAAAUGAAGAGGAAUUUAGGUGUAGGGUGGAACUCGAGGCAGAGGAAAAAAAGCUUGAGGAAACUUUGGAGUACCAAAGGCGCAUUGAAGAUGAGGCCAAGAAAAAACACCUUGCGGAGCAGUUUAAGAAUGUCACCAUGUUCCCCAAAAAUGUAGUAGAAGAACCAGGUGCUAUUAAUUCAAACCCUAGUUUGGACUAUCUGGCCAGAUUACAUGAUAAUAUUCCUCCAGCUUGCCUAGAAGGCAUAGGUUUUGGUGAUUUUCAUUUCUCAGAAGAAGCCAUGCACAAGGACCAUCAAAGUGUUAAGUUCAACCAGUCUAGAAAUAAAUUUUGUAGGCUGGAUCAGAGGCUAAAUUCAGAAGCACAGCAGUUUAGUGGUGACUAUAGUGAGAAAUGCCAUGAAACUAAAACUGAUGAUGUACAACCUUUUGGCCAGGACAACGGAAUUCCAAACAAAGGGAGCUUGAAAUUGGGUGGAAUGGAGAAAAAUGCAUGGCCUGUAAAAUCUUUCAACAAUUCUUGCCCUCAAAACAUCAAGAAGACCAACAGCCAAUCUCAUUUUAAACACAAGCAAGGCACUAUGGGAGCUGUACAUGAUGGUUUUGUGCCUACUAAUCAACAGACUGAUAGGCAGGCUCCUAGAAGAAAUAGCUCUGUGAAAUUGCUUGAUGGAAACUCCAGAGCUUUGCCAUAUGCAAAAGAAAAUCGAGUGCAUUUACGGUAUCCAAACGAAGUGAAUUAUGGAGACCAUACUCCUGCCAUGAGUCUGGAUAAUGCACAACUUGACCACAGAGAUAAUGGAACAGAGACGUUGAGACCAUUGCAUACUGAACUGGAUGACGAAGAGAGGUUCCAAGCGGACCUAAAAAAGGCUGUACGUCAAAGCCUUGAAAACGAUUGUGGCGCUUCUAGUACUGAAACUGCAAGUAUUCCAAGCAGAAAAGAUAUAUUUGGAACUGGCCUGAAAAAUGCAGUUGGUGAAUACAAUUGCUUCUUGAAUGUAAUUAUUCAGUCAUUGUGGCAUUUAAGACGAUUUCGAGAUGAGUUCCUCAAAACAUCAUCAAUGCAUGUGCAUGUUGGAAAUCCUUGUGUUGUCUGCGCACUAGAUGAUAUUUUCACCGCUUUGACCAAAGCAUCUGAGGAGGGACAGAGAGAAGCUGUUGCACCUACUUCUCUACGGAUUGCUUUGAGCAAUUUGUAUCCUGAUAGCAAAUUCUUUCAGGAGGCUCAGAUGAAUGAUGCUUCUGAGGUUUUAGCAGUAAUCUUCGAUUGCUUGCAUAAGUCGUAUACAUCUUCUGGUGAAUGUGAUGCUGAAUCACUUGAAAGUAAUAGCGUGGGUUCAUGGGACUGUGCAAAUAAUUCUUGUAUAGUACAUUCCCUUUUCGGAAUGGACAUAUAUGAACAGAUGAACUGUUACAGUUGUGGCAUGGAGUCCAGGCACCUGAAGUAUACUUCAUUUUUCCAUAACAUUAAUGCAAAUUCACUAAGAACAACGAAGAUUAUGUGUCCAGACAGUUGUUUUGAUGAGCUUUUGAAGAUUGUGGAGAUGAAUCACCAGUUAGCUUGUGAUCCAGAUGCACGAGGUUGUGGAAAACCAAAUUAUAUUCAUCAUAUUCUUUCAAGUCCACCACAUGUUUUUACAACCGUCCUAGGUUGGCAGAAUACAAAUGAAAGCGUAGAUGACAUAUCUGCAACUUUGGCAGCUAUUACUAUUGAAGUAGACAUUGGUGUCCUCUACCGUGGUCUAGAUCAAGGAAGCAAACAUUCCCUGGUUUCAGUGGUCUGUUAUUAUGGUCAACAUUAUCACUGCUUUGCAUUUGAGCAUGAACAAUGGGUUAUGUAUGAUGACCAGAUGGUCAAGGUGAUUGGUGGUUGGAACGAUGUUAUUAGCAUGUGUGAAAAGGGACAUUUGCAACCGCAAGUUCUUUUCUUUGAAGCUGUCAAUUAGUUGAUUCUUGCAAGUAGAUAUACCUGAAAAUAGAUGGUCAUCAUAAAUCUCUGCUUUUCAGCUGCUGUUUAUGAUCACAUCAUCUAGGUGCUAUAUGGAUAGAUUGGCAUACUGUUUGUGCCUUUGAUCAUCAGAAUGAGCUUGGCCAAAUUUCACUAGUAUGCUCUGGUGAUCACAUGAAGUGCUGGUGCAUCAAUAGAUCAGCUUUUCUGGUUUUGCAGUGCUCCUUAACUACCACAAGCAUAAGAAAAUUCUUCAUGGACAACAAUGAUUCAGGAAAUCGAUACUGAAGGAACAAGUAGUUUCCUCCUUUUUACAAGUUAAAAGUCAGCUUCUCAUCCAUGAAAAAGGCUUUGUUUUUUCUUCAAUAAGGUGGUACAUAUAUAGGACUAUGAGUUAGCCUUAUUUAUACCAUCUUGAGGUUGAAGGUUACUAAUUGCAGGCAAGACCUGCUCAAUUUGAUAUAGUUCAUAAGUAGUUGUUGUUCAAUCUAUACCUCUGAGUUGAAGUGCAAUCUUGUGCAUAUAAUUUGUACCCCACCAAAAAUCCUUAUUCUGAUUUUUCUGUGCAUAAUGAGGAUGCCAAUGGAAAAUGUAAUGCUUCCUGAUUCAUCCUCCACUGAAAUACUUUGAGAAUUAUGGUGAUUUGAUUAGCUCACUACCAGACACUGGGGAAACUAAGGAGCAUUUACUUUUUCCUUUGGCUUGUACCUCAGUGGAGUGGCAACAUUGUGAAGUAUUUAUUACAUGAUGAGAAGAAUCAUAAGAAUGGUUGGCUUUUCAUAUUCUCCUAGAAGCCUUUUUUUGAGAAAGCUCUUAGAAAUCAAUUUUUGUUUAUUUUUAUGUUUUAGGGGCAGUGAAGAUGUGAUGAUGAUGAUGAAAAAGGUUGGUGCAGUAAUUGGCUUUUCAUGUUCUUUUAAAAGUUCAUCUUUAUUGCUCUCUUUUAUUUGUGGAAGAGUUUGAUGCAUGUUUUUUUCUUGCCAAAUAAUAGGUUGUUUUAAGAUUUCCAAUAUAUGGUUCCAUAUUUGUAAUAUGUGCAAAUGUAAUAAAGCUAUAGGUAAGGGCAACAAGUAUUGUUCUCUGUAUUAUUGAUUUUUAUUUCUGAAUUCUGAUAACCAUGGCAACCCCAUCAUCUGGCACUGGUA
Molecule: messenger RNA, 6439 nt
Organism: Elaeis guineensis (African oil palm)
Lineage: Eukaryota; Viridiplantae; Streptophyta; Magnoliopsida; Arecales; Arecaceae
Biological process (GO): protein deubiquitination
Molecular function (GO): protein binding; cysteine-type deubiquitinase activity
Source: RefSeq, a predicted model, not a curated record